AUGGUUUAUCAAUCAGAGGAUAUCUUUGCUCGCCUCAACGAGGCCCUCGACGCCUUCGAGCCACAGGAGCGCCAGGACUUGGUCAAGCAGGUCAACGGCGUCUUUGAGUUCCAGAUCAAGAAGGACUCCUCUGCCAACGCCGAAGUCAAGGUCUGGCACGCCGAGGUCAAGAACCAGGGUGUCAUCAAGACCGGCCCCGCCCCCGGCAACCCCGACAUCACCCUCUAUCUCACCGACGAGGACAUGGUUGCCCUGGCCGUCGGCGAUCUCUCCGGAGCCCGUGCCUUCAUCACUGACAGGAUUGGACUCAAGGGGCCCAUGAUGAUGGCCAUGAAGCUCGAUGUCAUCUUCCGCACCCUUGGAAUGGGACCUCCCAAAGGCGCCGAGGGCGAUCUGGGCUACGAUGGCUUCGAGUCCAGCUUCUUGAUCCUCCAGAUUGCCGAGUACCUCCAUGUCCUGACCGAGGAGGAGCGCAAGGCCGAGGUCGCCAAGGUCAAGGGUGUCUUCCUCUUCAACGUCAAAAACGGCAAGGGCGACACUGCCGUGUGGAUGAUGGACAUGAAGAACGGGGUCGGUCUGAUGAAGAAGGGCAAGAUCGACGGACUCAAGCCCGACAUUACGCUCGAGAUGAAGGACAAGGACUUUGUAGAUCUGUUCAUGGGCAAGACCAACGGACAGAAGGCCUUUAUGACAGGAAAGAUCAAGGUCAAGGGCGCUAUUAUGCUCGCCCUCAAGCUCGACACCAUGAUGAAGGAUACCCAGGAGAAGAUUGGAUUUUUCAAGAGCAAGCUGUAA
Messenger RNA from Linnemannia hyalina, 795 nucleotides. The record is from the annotation of a GenBank genome assembly. Lineage: Eukaryota; Fungi; Mortierellomycota; Mortierellomycetes; Mortierellales; Mortierellaceae.